UCUUCCUCCUUCACAUUUACAUUUCUUAUCUCCUCAAGUACUAAUGGCUUCUUCAUCAAGCGUUUGCUUUUUGUCCUCAACCACACGCCGCUUGUUCGUCUCUGUAUCCCAUUGUUCUUCUUCUUCUUCUUCUUCUUCUUUUGCUCAGAGACCCAGAAGAGAAUCAAGCGACAUUUCCAAAGGGUACCGCACAAUCUGUCUGGGGAAGAGAAUGCUCAGCCUCUCCGUUGCCGCAAUUAUCUUCUCAUCAUCGUCCAUUCCCACCCUUUCCAAAGCCACGGCCGAUGAUUUAGAGCUCCAAAGGUACACAGAUUUGAAAGAGGGUUUCACUCUCCUCCUGCCCCCUUCUUGGAUUAAGGUGGAUAAAGCUGGGGCCACUCUUCUGUUUGAGGAGCCAAACAAAGCCGCUAAUAACAUCGGAGUUGUGGUAAACCCUGUUCGUCUUACAAAGCUUGAAGAAUUUGGCAGUCCUGAGUUUGUUGCAGAUAAACUUAUUCAAGCUGAGAAGCGCAAGGAAAGCACCAAGGAUGCCGAGGUAAUUGAAGCUUCACAGAGAUUAGGCAACGGAGGCCUACAAGUGUACGAGUUUGAGUACAAGGUCGAUAGCACCAGGGGCGGUAUGAAGAGGAUAUUUUCGGCUGCAUUUGUGGCUUCGAAGAAACUCUAUGUUCUUAACAUUGCUCACUCUGACAAACCAGAGAGUCCUUUAGACACAGGAAUGCGCGAGAUAUUGGAGCAAGUCCUUCAUUCCUUCGAUACCAUUACCACGCCUAUGGCUUGAAUCGACACUUCUUUCUCAGUGAUUUCGUGCUUUGCAGCUCUGCUCUUACAUUCCAAGGCAGAGAUAAGCAGAUGUUUUUUGUCAUAUUUGCAGUAUAUCUCAGAGCACAGAGAGGAAGGAGUUAGGUAUGAAUGCUGAAUGGUGGUUACCUUGGCGGUUAGGGUAGCUAGGCAGCAGGCACCUUGAAUGGAGGAUGUACAUGCAUUGUGUAUUUCCUUGUCUUAAGAUUCAGAAAUCUAUCUAUCUGUUGGGAAGAGAUUCGUAAGAACAUGUGAUUAUGAACUUUUGUUCGGAAAGAAAUGUCCUCUUCCCAUUAAUAGGUUUUGUUCA
This is a messenger RNA of Diospyros lotus (date-plum), 1111 nucleotides long. RefSeq names its product psbP domain-containing protein 2, chloroplastic. Gene Ontology annotation, cellular component: photosystem II oxygen evolving complex; extrinsic component of membrane; photosystem II. Gene Ontology annotation, biological process: photosynthesis. Gene Ontology annotation, molecular function: calcium ion binding. The record is from RefSeq and is a predicted model, not a curated record. The transcript is spliced from 3 exons. Lineage: Eukaryota; Viridiplantae; Streptophyta; Magnoliopsida; Ericales; Ebenaceae. The coding region runs from base 44 to 781 and encodes 245 amino acids.